AAGAUUCCGUUCGGACCCCCGGCUCCGAGAGGCAAAUUUCCUGGCCACUGGGCAUCGGAUUGCAGCAGCGCUCGCUCGCUUUCUCGAUUCCAAUUAGAAGGUUCGGAACAACAUGAGUCUCAGCUCACUUUCCAUUCGGGCGGUGCGGUCGCGCUCGUCUGGGUGAUAUUUGGUUUGUCUUGCUGCGAAAGAAUCCGGUCCUCGAAUUACGCUCGAGACUUUGGAAAUUUGAGCUAGCUGCAAUGGCUCCGGGGCCUCCGAAGAGAGGCAAUCCCAAGGCCAAAUCUAAGAAGGCUCUGUCAGUCGACUUCAAGAAAGUGAAGACGAAGGUUGGAAGAAAGCUCGCGCCGGCCAAAAACUCAACAAAGAUCGACUUUCAAGCUAGAGGCAUUGUGGUACCUGGUCAAAGUGUUGCUCAAGAUAAAUCAGGCUUGGCUGUAAAUCAGCGGAAGCAGACAUUAAAAGAGCUUCUCGCCCAGACUACUCACUACAGCGAACGUACUCGGAAAGAUGCAUUGAUGGGCUUGAAGGAUUUAUUUGGAAGGCAUCAAAAAGAGCUAGUUAUGCACGCUGUGGUAGUCAUAGAGAAGCUUUUUCCGCGGGUCACCGACACCGAUAAGAAUGUGCGGCAAGCCUUCGUUGCCCUCUUGCGUACAUCAAUCCUUCCACAUUUACCUCAGACCAUGAUGAAGCCGCUGAUACCAGUAAUAAUGGCUCAUGUCUGUAGUGCAAUGACGCAUUUGGUGAUUGAUAUCCGUGUGUCAGCCUGUUCCUUUCUAGAACUGCUUAUGCAACACUGUUCAAAUCUCAUCUUGCCAUUCUUUUCAGACCAGAUUGUGCAGCACUACGUCAGUCUUUUAGGGAAAGGUGGAAUUGCUGGGCAAUCCGAAUCUAGGCUCGUCAAUGUGCUCGGCAGCUUGGAGCACUUUUUGUCUGCACUAAAGCGUAAUACUGUCAGUCUCCCUUCAGGAGCUUCUUGUGCUACUCAUACAUGGGGUGCCCAAUUGAAUCUAAACCAUCAGGCUUUACAUGCAUAUAAAAGUGCAGUACCGGAGGGGAAUCAUACUUUGGGCUUGUUUGCACAAGAAAGUCAAUGGCACCAAUCUUCCAAACAAGAGACCCCUUCGAAAGGGGUAUCGAAAACACAGCCAUCAACUACGCCAACUAAAAGUGUGCAACGUAUACAAAACACAGGAGUUCUUGGCCAAGUUCCGUACGCAGCCACUCCACUUGUAGCUGUCUUGCUGGAUUGCUGGGCUGAGUGGUGUCCACUGGUGAAGGGACCAAACCCCGAUGCUACCAGCCUAGAAUGUCUGGUUAUCAUCACCCGCUGUCUUUGUCAUAUCUUCCAAACCAUAACAAGUGAAGCUGCAUCCAACUCUUCUUCAAAGGAUGUGAGUUCUACUACUCCUCUAAGUGUGCCGGAUCAUGGGUCAGAAGAAUGGGAAACUCAUCUGUGCAUGCAGCAGCAAUUUCUUCCAGCAUUGUGUCGACAUCUGCUCGGCUCUUUCCCGUGCACUGCACCAGCCGUCCGUCUUACACCUAAGGUUGAAGAAGGGCUAGUUGCCCUGAAUAUGGGGGUGUGUGAAGUUCUUCUACAAUUUUUCCCGACCAGUUUCCUUGAGACGAAAGAUACUUUUGUGAACGUUGUCCUCCAAUGCAUCGCGGAUGCCCUUCAUGGAACUAUGUUGCCGGCGUCCGAGUAUUCCUCGGGUUUCUCAGAUCCUAAGCUUGCAGAGAUACAUUGCAAAUAUCUAGUCCAGUAUAUCCCCGGCCUAGUUACAUGUGUACCGUCCGACUGGGUGUCGCCACUCUUGGAAGCAUUUACACAUGUCUUCAAGUCAUGUAACUCUCGGUCAAACCUUAAGUUGGUCUGCCUUUCCUCAAUGUCGGAGGUGUUACUUCCUGGAAGAAACUCUGGUGGAAAGAGGAAGCUACAACAAACACUAGUGCCUGUAGAAUACCAGUCUCAAUGGUUGGAGUCUCUUCCAAAGCUUCUAUGGGAAUUAAAGUCUUCUCAUCCAAAUAUUUCUCAGGCUGUGUUGGAGAUGUUGCUACACCUAGGCCGGUCAUCUCCUGAUGGAUCGCCUCUUGCUGAGAGAUAUACUGGUCUACAACAAGCAAUGGUUCCUUUUUUUUGCACCUUCUUGAAACAGCGCGAUGAAUCUCGGUGUUUAUAUGGACCAUUUAUAAAUCUACCCAAACCUUGCCAAGAGCUUGCAACGGAUUUGCUGUUUUACUACACCAGCUUCUCUCCUUUGUUCCUGAAGGUUUUGGCUCAAUGUUGUCUUUGUCCUGAGUUAGAUGUUUCAGUUGCUGUGCGAAUCGUGGAAGUUCUGCAACAAGCGUUUUGUAAAGGAGCAGUAGAACUUUCCGAACAUCUGAGUUUUUUGUUAACGCUUUUGAUGGGGCGAUUAACUUCACAGACUGGUAGGACAAAGAAGAAGCCUCAAGCAGAAACAGAGGCUGGGGCUACAGGGAGUGGUGAGCGUCAGGCCGAUUCGAGGUUGGAGAUUCAAAAAAGGCACAAUGUUCUUGUAGGAGUUGUCUGUGCGUGUCUUGCACAACUAGGAGACGGUCAUGUCCUAUUGCAACUGAUCGGACCGUCGAUUCGACAAGAGCUUGAAGAACAGACCCGGCUAGAUGUCGUUCAAGGGCUGUUCAGGGUAGUCGCCGUCCUCAGUCACAAAGACCAAGAUUCGGAUGGAGUAUUCUUACCGGAGCCACUUAAGGAUCUGUUUCCGAAGACUGCUGCUGACUUUCUCAUAUCUGUCGCUCUGAUGCACGAUAUAAAUGGAGGAUCGGGAAAUUUGUUGUUGUGUAGCUCAGCAAAACGACCUUGCAUGAUGCUGAUGACGAAAAGCCCAAAGUUUACGCGUGCGGUAUUGAAGUUUCUGCACGAAGUUCUUCUCAAAGAAGUAAAUUCACCAAGCUUGAAGAUCCAAAAGGAAAGAGUUGCGGCCGCUCAGGUUAUUUUGGAGAUGCUGAAAACGGAGAAGCUUGAUCGUUGCUUGUCUAGCGCCAAAGAUCUAUUCAAGGCAGUUUUGAAGACCUUAGAGCAACUAGUUUUGAAAGUAUUCGAGGUGGACGGUGGCAUACACAGUUCCGAAGGAAGGGAUCUCAAAAGAUUACACGAACAGCUAUUGACCGCAACUAACGCUCAGUUUGGAAGUGAAUUUGCCGCCUCAUGAGUUUGUAAGCUAGGGAAAAGAUACAUGUACACACAACAUUUUGAGUUGAUUCUUUGGGUUUUUUAUGUUGAUUCAUGAAGAUCGGAGCGAGGCAAGCCCACUAAGGAAUGGAAUUGCCCUCAUACAAAAACAGACAUGAGGGAAUGUGAGGAGGAUAACAAUUUUGCCGGUCUUGAGUGAGAGCAGUCCUUCCUUCAUUCCCAACGACUUACGUAGGAAGAUUUGAAGUAGAACUAGAGAUCCACUGUAACAUAUGAUUUUUCAAGAACCUUCUUUAAAUUUGAUGGUUCUAACACACUUUCAGGUAUCCUCAGUUUUGCUUUGGUCAAUUUUGACAUGGUCCUUCUUUUGUUGACCAUAGCACCAAUCUUAAAAGAGACAAUUGUAUGCUGCGGAAAGCGAGGGUGUGGACAUGUCCAAUAACGGAAAUGCAACCGAGAUCAAGUCACAUGACGUACACACUGGAUAUGGUUGUAUUCAUGCACAGUGCCUCAGUACAAACGUGAAGUCGU
Marchantia polymorpha subsp. ruderalis is the source of this 3703-nucleotide messenger RNA. NCBI's taxonomy places the organism in Eukaryota, Viridiplantae, Streptophyta, Marchantiopsida, Marchantiales, Marchantiaceae. The record is from the annotation of a GenBank genome assembly.